AUGAAGCUCGCUCUCUACUCGGCCCUGGCCCUCGGUGCAUCCCUCACCGGCGUCGCUGCAUCGGUUUGCGACCCCAACCAAAUACCAUCCGAUAUCAUCCAGAAUGCCCCGCUCGUUCAGCAAUCUACAACCUGGGUCUCGAACCCCAACGUCCCAAUCACUAUCAAUGGUAACGUUCAAGUCUUGACAGGAUGCACGUUUGUUGUCCACAAUUUUACAUUCUAUGGCUCGCCUCCAGGACAAGUCUUGUGGUACGGCGGCUCUCCCGGCUCCAGCGUCGCAAUCACUGUCUCGGACGACCAGGUUAUCCAGCAAGUCGGAAACCUUGACUCUCCAGUCUUCACCCUGCGAAGCCAGCCUGGCUCCCAAGCCUCGUUCUCUGACUUCACAGAGCUGAGAAUCUUUGCCGUGGAUCCCGUCAACCAGCUGAUUGCCACGGCCCAGAUUCGCCAGGUAGCCACCUCCACCUCCCAACAGCCUCCGGCUCCGCCUUCGGCAUCCCAGAGCAAUGCGUCCGGAAACAAGACCAACUUGAUUGCAACGCAGCCACCCACCUCGGACUCGGGCCGGCGCCCCAUCGCUGUCGCAGAGCUGUUGGCGGCUCUUGCGCUUUCGAUCGUGGCUCUGGCUCACUGAACAGAUGCUUCUGCGCGUUUGGUUUGUUUCCAUGAUACUCACUCAGAUGGCGCUUUUGAGUACUCUUCUACCCCGGUCCCAUUCUCGGUGCAAUGUGGAAUGGUAUGCAUCGAGCAAGACGGUACAGAAUAAAAUGACCAUCGCCAUUUGAGCUUCCUGCGA
Polychytrium aggregatum is the source of this 798-nucleotide messenger RNA. RefSeq lists its product as uncharacterized. NCBI's taxonomy places the organism in Eukaryota, Fungi, Chytridiomycota, Chytridiomycetes, Polychytriales. The transcript has 2 exons. The record is from RefSeq and is a predicted model, not a curated record. Bases 1 to 636 code for a protein of 211 amino acids.